AACUGCCGGAAUAUCAAAUUCGUCAACUGUGUCACGCAUCCCGAGAAUUGUUUCUUAAUCAACCUAUGUUGGUUGAGCUGGAAGCCCCGGUGAACAUCGUAGGAGACAUACAUGGGCAAUAUGGCGACCUCUUGCGGCACUUUGAAAAAAUAGGCUAUCCUCCUGAUGCUAAUUAUCUAUUCCUUGGAGAUUACGUUGACAGGGGGCGCCAGUCCUUGGAGACCAUAUGCCUCGUGCUAGCCUACAAAAUCAAGUAUCCUAACAACUUUUUUCUCUUAAGAGGAAACCACGAAUGCGCCAGCAUCAACAGAAUAUACGGAUUUUAUGACGAAUGUAAAAGAAGAUACAGCAUUAAACUUUGGAAGACCUUCACCGAUUGCUUCAACUGCCUGCCAAUAGCUGCCUUAGUAGAGGGUACGAUAUUCUGUAUGCAUGGUGGCCUCUCACCGGAUUUACUACAUCUGGAACAGCUUCAACACAUACCCCGUCCAAUCGACGUUCCUGAUCAUGGCCUUGUUUGUGAUUUACUGUGGUCAGACCCGGAUGAGGACAUAACAGGCUGGGGAGAAAAUGACAGAGGUGUAUCGUAUACUUUUGGUGGGGAUGUAGUUCGGACUUUUCUACAAAAACAUGACCUCAGCUUGAUCGUACGGGCUCAUCAGGUUGUAGAAGAUGGAUACCAAUUCUUUCAGAAACGACAGCUUGUAACAAUAUUCAGCGCCCCUAAUUACUGCGGAGAGUUUGAUAACGCUGCAGCUGUCAUGACAGUAUCAGAAGAUCUUACUUGCUGGUUCACAAUCCUGCCGCCUGACAAAUCGAGGCUCUUCAUUCAAUCGCCUGGAAGUAAGAAUUGACACCAGAUAACUUACAAAUCUUUCAACAAAACAUUCUGAUGAACAUUCAAAGUCAACUGAUCCACAGUCUACAUACAGGACCUCUUGAGAUUCUUGUUCAUAUCGACAGAGAAGAUAAACUAUUUUGAUACGAGGCCAGUAUGCAGCGAAUCAUCGAAUCUAAUGUAAAAACCAAACUGAUAACUGCAAAACAAGGUUUUAUUGUCCUCAAAGAUAUGUUCAAAACCACAUUUUCGCUAAUUCAUGGUUAUGGCAAUGCUGCAUUUUAAUUCUACAAAUUAUAUAUAUAUAACAUUUAAAUAAUAAAAUUUCAAGUAUAAUAUUUAUAAUGCAGAAUAUAUUAAACACAACCACUAAUAUGGCUUUGUCAAACUAUUAAUAUUUUUCUGCAACAGUUUUUUUAUAGAACACAAAAACUCUUAAAGAGAAUUCAGUCUUCGUUUUUUCACAUAAUAAUAUUUAUUGAAUGGAAAAUUAAACCAUGAAUUAUUUAGACUGUUUCAAAACAAAGUCACAAAUCGAGUCCCGGGUUUUAACGUUGUAAGUUCGUACAUUUACUGCUGUUCCAGAGGGGCACAUGAACGAACCAGUGUAAAUGUUCUGAAUAUGAAAUCAUGAUGACGCAUAUGCUCUUAGUAACAAAUCGUAAUAAUGCAAAUGUUGUAAACAAAUAUAACGGAGAUAACACUAAAUUCACGAGCUAGGAUUGUGAACUACGUUUAGUGUGUUAACAAUGAAAAGUAUGAAUAUGAAUAUAACUUGCGUGUUUAGAUGAAAUUUUGUGAUGGUUAUUGUAAGAUGUUUUGUGCUGAUGCAUGUAAAGUAAAUCUAUUUUAGUUGAUAUAGUCGUAAUUUAAAUGUAAAAAUGUGCUCAAAGAACUAAACAUAAAGCAAUCGAAUAUAAUAAUAAAGUCUCGAAGUGAACCUCUUCUAAGUUGUAUACCGCUACAAAUACAAAAUACCGGUCUUUAAAGCUUUAUACUUUUAAUUUUUUUCUGUUUACAACGAACCGAAUCUAACUUUCAAGCAGUGUUGCAACACAAAAUUCAGAGGUAAAAAAAAUGAAAGAGUAAAUGUGUUUGUAAAACUGACUCACCC
This is a messenger RNA of Limulus polyphemus (Atlantic horseshoe crab), 1952 nucleotides long. Its product is annotated as serine/threonine-protein phosphatase PP1-2-like. Gene Ontology annotation, molecular function: protein serine/threonine phosphatase activity. The record is from RefSeq and is a predicted model, not a curated record. The coding region runs from base 66 to 854 and encodes 262 amino acids. The transcript is spliced from 9 exons. Gene Ontology annotation, cellular component: nucleus; cytoplasm. Lineage: Eukaryota; Metazoa; Arthropoda; Merostomata; Xiphosura; Limulidae.